AUGGCUAUUUUAAGAGCGAUAUUAGGUUUUACGAAUGCUAGCUUAAUUGUUAUGACUGUGAUCCUCAUGUUAUUGUUUUUAUACCUGAGCCUUGUUUGUCAGCUCGCUAGGGUUGUUAAUGUUCUUGAAAACAUUUAUGGAUUUAACGCGUUGAAGAAAGGUAAGGAUCUGGCGAACGGGAAUAAGUUAGUGGGGAUGGAAAUCGCGUUCGUGUUGUACGGAUUUUUGGUAGGGUUGAUUUUGGUGUAUUUGUUAUUUGUGGAGUACGGAUAUGAGGUUUUAAUAUGGGUAUUGAUUUGGAGGGUGAUGAUGGGAAUAUUAUGCGGUGUUAUUUUUUUUUUGGUGUUGUUGUUGGUGUUUAUUGUGACUCAAACGGUGGUAUAUCUGGUGUGUAAGUCGUAUCAUCGGGAAGCGAUUGAUAAGGUGGGUUUAUCGACGUUUUUAAGUGCUUAUAUGGCGGAGACGAUCGUGUAUCCUAGAUCGGGUGAGGAGAUUCAACUCGUAUGCCCUCAACCUCCGUCUAAUCAGGAAAAUUGA
Molecule: messenger RNA, 537 nt
Organism: Helianthus annuus (common sunflower)
Lineage: Eukaryota; Viridiplantae; Streptophyta; Magnoliopsida; Asterales; Asteraceae
Exons: 1
Coding region: 1-537 (178 amino acids)
Source: RefSeq, a predicted model, not a curated record